AUGGUUGAAGCCUUUUGUCCGAUGGAGGUGGAACACAAUGACAGCUUUUCUACAAGCUGCUGGACUGGGCUUGUGUGUAAUGUUGGUGUUCACCCGUUUUGUGUUUACUCCUAUGAUGGAAGGGCAAAGUUCCCCACUGCCUUGAGAACCAUAGAUUGGUCAACAAGUCAGCUUUCUUUGGUGUGCGAGCGUGCCACUGCUAGUAAUGAACAGUCUAGCAGACUUAGUCUGGAAUGGAUAACUUGCGCCCCAAGUUACUGA
This is a messenger RNA of Prunus armeniaca (apricot), 261 nucleotides long. NCBI's taxonomy places the organism in Eukaryota, Viridiplantae, Streptophyta, Magnoliopsida, Rosales, Rosaceae. The record is from the annotation of a GenBank genome assembly.